Messenger RNA from Suillus clintonianus, 744 nucleotides. RefSeq lists its product as uncharacterized. The record is from RefSeq and is a predicted model, not a curated record. NCBI's taxonomy places the organism in Eukaryota, Fungi, Basidiomycota, Agaricomycetes, Boletales, Suillaceae. Bases 1 to 744 code for a protein of 247 amino acids. The transcript has 4 exons.
AUGGUCACUUUGACCUUUGGCAUUCUCAAGACUUUUUUCGACUUAUCCUGUCCGGAGGUUCGCAUCCCACACACCCUGCUGUCCGAUAACGCCUACCUGUUCAAUCAAGCUCAAGGAUCCUUCAAUGCAUACUAUGAGUUAGUAGGAGAUUGGGUAUUCGCAUAUAAAGGGAGCAAGUGUGCCCUCAACCCAGACGGGUCUCUAAAGGACGCCAAAGACAUCGUUUUUUACAACGAUCCUGAUGAUGCCGUCCCCAUUUCCGCUCCAUCCUCCUCUGCCCAGCCACCCACAGACGCCUUCUCUGUGCUACUGCAGACUGGACGCAAACCAGUGCCACUUACUGCAGGUGCUCGACGCUCCAUUCGCACCUCUAAACCUUCUGCGCGCCUUUGUGAUUCUGACAACACCUGUUCUUCAACAAGCUGCAAGCGCGCAUUAUCUAGUGCAACCGAGCAACUAGUUAGGAAGAAGGUUGUGUUACAGCUCUCUGCUCCAUUAUCCGAUGACGACACAGAUAUUGAUACUGACCAUGGUGCUGGUCAAUCAGAUGAGGCCGAGGACGAACAUGUACCAGCACCUGAGGAUGAACCUGAGGACGAACCCGAGGAUCUUCAAGACACCACCAUCCGAGCCACUUUAUCAAAGAGGAUGCUGGUGAAGUUGAAAGCAAGUACACGUUUCGUGGAGGUAUCUCUACACUACGCACGCACAUUUGCCAGUAUGCUCACGUAUUCUUUCUCUUAA